GUGCCUUUAAAUAGCAGUCAGAAAAAGAGAAGUGUGAAAAGAACAGUGAGAUGUUGAGUGCAGAGACAUUUGAAGCGCAUGUAGGACUGCGCACUUUUAAGCCUGAGUGCUGGGGACUGCACAGCACCGCUGUCCUGAGGAAUACCUCCACAAGAGGAAGAGAUAUAGCACAGCCAUAACUAAAGAGAGCAGAGGAAAGCAAACAAAGAAAGGUGGGAGAAGACGAGCAGAAUUUGGCUGGGGGCUCAUGGGGAAUCUCCUGAAAGUGCUGGCUUGCGCCGAACUUGAGCAUGGCCCAAUAGUUUUCCUUGACUUUGAACAUGCCCAGCCCACGGAGGCGGAGACGGCCGUUUGGAACCAGGUCAGCGCAGUGCUGGAGGAGGCUCACGGGAUCCUAGCAGAGUUACAGUCCUACAAUGGAGCGGGGCAAGAGAUAAGAGAAGCUAUUCAGAACCCCAAUGACCUCCAGCUACAGGAGAAAGCCUGGAAUGCUGUGUGCCCCCUAGUGGCCAAGCUGAAGCGGUUCUAUGAAUUUUCACUCAGGUUAGAGAAUGCCCUGCGCAGCCUGUUGGAGGCCCUGACGAGCCCUCCAUAUGCCCCCAUGCAGCAUCUGGAGAGAGAGCAGGCUCUGGCUAAGCAGUUUGCAGAGAUCCUGCACUUUACCCUCAGCUUUGACGAGCUCAAGAUGACAAAUCCAGCCAUCCAGAAUGACUUCAGUUACUACAGGAGGACCAUAAGCAGGAAUCGGCUGAACAAUCAGCAGUUAGAGGCAGAGAAUGAAGUCAAUAAUGAGAUGGCCAAUCGGAUGUCGCUCUUUUAUGCGGAAGCCACACCUAUGCUGAAAACCUUGAGCAACGCCACGACUAAGUUUGUGUCAGAGAACAAGACAUUGCCCAUUGAGGACACCACAGAUUGCCUGAGCACUAUGGCCUGUGUGUGUCGGGUCAUGCUAGAGACUCCGGAGUACCGGUGCCGUUUUACCAACACAGACACCAUGCUGUUCUGCAUGCGUGUGAUGGUGGGCGUCAUUAUCCUCUAUGAUCAUGUUCACCCCGUGGGUGCCUUCGCUAAAACCUCCAAGAUUGACAUGAAGGGCUGCAUCAAGGUGUUGAAAGAGCAACCUUCAAACAGUGUGGAGGGACUGUUGAAUGCACUGAGGUAUACAACAAGACAUCUAAAUGACGACAGCACCUCGAAACAAAUCCGCGCUCUACUUCAAUGAGAAGCGGCGCUGUUCGGGAAGAGAGGGAUGAAAGCAAGAGGGAACGAAAGAGAGAGAACAGUGGAAGUGACUGACAGAGAACAAAGGAUGAUGGCUGGCAGUCUUGGGUGAAGCAACCUCAGAAACCUGUUUGUUUACAAGAAUAAAAUGCAAAAUUAUCUCAAUUUCAAUAACCUAAAAAAAGAUAGAAAGAAAUAUGAAAAAGUAUAUAAAUAUAUAUACAUAUAUAUAUAUUGUCAAUUGUUCAUCAAGUCUCUGAUUUUGUAAAAACAUGAGAAGAAGAUUACAGAGAUAUAGAUACAUAUAUAUAUCUAGGAAUAUUGAAGUACAAACUGGAACAGAACCACGGCCUACCAGACGUGAACACUUAGAACUUAAAGACGAAAUUGAAUAUAUUAAAACCGUAUGGUCAGCAAAGAUGAAAAUCAACAUCAAAAGGGUUCAUAUACUUCUGGAGAGUAUUUUUGCACACAGAAAACAACGCCAACUCCCCCCCGUUCAUUAUACAGAUUUUUGAAAUGGCUUAACAUGAUGUGUAUAGUUCAGCUCUGUUUCCAUGCAUCGAGACUCCAUUGGAUUUUGAACACGUUCGCCUCUUCAUCGUUGACAUGCUUCUUCCAUUGCAGUUUUCUGGUACGAUUGCGCUCUAUUAUAUUUCUUCCUGUGAGUUACAGGAUCCGUGACUCAAUCACGUCAUGCUAUUUCUGCAUUUCUCGACAGAAACCCACCAGUGAUUAUAAAAAGAGAUUGAUUUACGUCGCUGUAUAUACUCAAAAAAGCACAGGAUAGUUUUGUAAAGAAGUUAAGCAUUUUGUUAGACUUAUUCACUAGUGCUGUACAGCAAUACUCAACCGAGGUAACAACUGCAAAGGCAGUGAUCCGUUUUUCGAAUAAGCUGUUUGUGCCAAUACAGGAUGAACAGAAGGAAGGCUGUACAUAUGAGAACGUGUAUUAGGGUUUUUCUGCUCCAGUGAAUUGUGGGAAAGGGCAUUCUUGAGUAACUCUGAGUAAGCCAUGAAACUACUGUCUUUCAAAAGCCACUCACAUUUUGCUCAGCGCCAUAGCUGCUUCUGUACCACUGCUUCUCAUCUGUGGCCUGAUGUGCGUUCAUUGCAGGGCGAGCAGACUGAGGGGUGAUGUCCUAGGCCUGUGAUUAAAAGAGCCACUAUACAUCAAUCUCUUAGCAGUACGCAGUUAAAACACAGUAAUGGAGUGAUAGCAGUUCUGUUUCUGCCAUUAUAACAGAUUAUUGCCAAAUGUAACCAUGACAUUGCCUUUUAGAGUACACAAUCAAUUGACGGGCAGGUGUAGUCUCCUAAAUAGCUGGAGAUCAUACUGAUUACUUUCACUUAUACACGCAUACAAUACUGAGUAAAGGUCUGACACCACCCUUCAUUUUUUUCAUUUCCAGUCAAAAUGGCCAUUAAGUACAAGUUAUUCAUUUUUCAGUGUUACAAAAAAAAGUGGAAGCAUAUAUUUAACAGAAAAUCACCCAGAAGCCUCAACCACCAAAGAUCAUUUCAAAUCUUUCAGUAUAUAGUGUGUCCAGUGUUUAGUGUUUUUCUUACAGUUUCCAUUCUUUUCAGGAGACUUACUUUCAGUUUUUCAAAGAAACCUGCAGGGAUAUUUUUCCACAUCUACAAAGUUCAGUCUUAGAAGUUGGUUACAUUUUCUGCUUCUCAUGAUCCAAGUAAUCCUAAACACAUUCAAUGAUGUUGAGGUCUGGACUGGGCUGGUCAGUCUGUUGUUCUAAGAACACCAGCAGCUUCUUUGUUGGAUUUGCAGAUUUUUCUCUUUUUGUCUAUUUCCUUUCUUCAGUAACUGCAUCUUGACGACUAAAGAAGACCCAUAGUGUUGAGUUGACAGAAACACCUGUGGAUUUUUUCAGAUCUGAAGCAAGAGUAGAGCUUGAUUUUCUCCACUUUCUCAUAGACGGUGACAGUUUUGGUGAUCUACCAGGUCUUGCAUGGUUGUUAGGAGUCCAUGGACAUUGCAUAAAAUGUUCUCUGUAUAUUUUAAACAUUUAAACAUUCUUUAGACUUUCCCUUUCCCUAUGCAGUUAAAUUACUGCAUAUCUACUCUCCUCAAAAAUAUCUAUAAAAAAAGAGUAACUUGUACUUAAUGGAUGUUUUGACUGGAAAUUAAGUGAAUGAAGGGGGUCUUUGACUUCUUCACAGAACAGUACAUACACAAACACACAUGCAUACACACACAAAAGGCGUAGAGCAGAAUAAACACAGAAUGUCUCGGUGUAAAUACGUGAAUAAGAUUUUCCACCAGGUGUCUAAGAGGCCUGUGAAACAAAUGUGCUUAAAUUCAGCUAGAGGAUGUUUCUUUUAGUAAAUUAAAAAUAAAAAAAAUAAAAGCUUAAAAAAAAGAUCACAUCAUAAAAUGAGUGGGUAUUAAAAAAAGAAAUUAUUUAAAAAGAUUAAAACACAACAAAAUGCAGUGUUGUACUUUCGAUGUCUAUAGCCCUUAGUCUAACUUAAUUUGAUCUUACAGUAUAUUUUUUA
This is a messenger RNA of Colossoma macropomum (tambaqui), 3735 nucleotides long. It is a transcript of the gene fam49al, whose product is annotated as family with sequence similarity 49 member A, like. The transcript is spliced from 11 exons. Gene Ontology annotation, molecular function: small GTPase binding. Bases 248 to 1222 code for a protein of 324 amino acids. Lineage: Eukaryota; Metazoa; Chordata; Actinopteri; Characiformes; Serrasalmidae. The record is from RefSeq and is a predicted model, not a curated record. Gene Ontology annotation, biological process: regulation of actin filament polymerization.